AUGGCUGUGUCUGUGAUGAAACCAGGCCAAGUUGUCGAAACUGCAUACGCUUCUCGGUGGAUUGCCAUUACUUACAUGGUUCUCCAACUGGCUCUCAACUCCCGCCCACCAUCUCUAAAGGCGUCUGGAAGACCGCGAAAGGUCUGGCGCUCUUCAUUGCACUCAUUACGACAACCAGACCAUGGUUCUACGAUCCAAGCAGAAUCGGAUAGUACCUCUCUCAACUUGACUCAUCUCGAACUCCUUCAUCACUAUUCAACCUCAACGUGCAACACCUUCUCAGAUGAACCAUCUGCAAGACUUAUGUUCCGUGUUCAGGUUCCGCAGAUGGGCAUCGAGCAACCAUUUCUUAUGCACUUGCUUUUAGCAUUGGCAAGUCGGCACAUUCAAUUUCUGACCUCGGAAGAGAACAAGAGCACUCACUAUGCUGAUGCCGCCGAGCAGCAUUUUGCUAUCGCUCUGCCACAGGUGACACAAGCUUUAACUCGUCUGGACCAUCAGAAUUGUCGAGUCUUCCACAUCUCUUCGCUUCUCAUAUGUUGGUAUAUGUUAUCAAGAGGCCCUAGUCCAGGGGAAUACCUGGUUUUUAGCGAUCAUGGUCCACCGAUGUGGCUGCCUCUGCUUCGUGGCGUGCGCACACUCGGGGAAACAGAAGGAUUUGAGGGGGUUUUCAAUAACACUGCUUUAUCAAAAAGUGCAGAUAAGUUUCCAAAUGCUGAUGCACCGACAGCGGUCAGGUUAAAUCUGCCAAGAAUAAGUUGGCAGAAGCGCUUUCAGGAAUUGGGGGGAUUGAUUUCCGCAACCGCGCCGACAGAUUCUGUCGAGAUCUACCUGGUUGCGCAUGAUAGACUAGCCCGGAACUAUGAGGCAACCUACGGCGACGAUGAAAACAGAUCCUACAAUGGCAAUGCUAUCCACCAGAUGAUCUUUCAAUGGCUAUAUCUCAUGGACGAUGAAUUUGUGGACCGAAUGCAACAAAAGAAACCUCACGCGCUUCUCAUUGUGGCAAACUUUGCCUUGCUUAUCAACCUUUAUGAUUUGUACAAUUGUUGGUUUCUUCGUGGUUGGGCUACACAUAUUCUGUGGGGGAUUUAUCAUUCACUGGAGGAUGAUUAUCGAGUCUGGAUGCAGUGGCCCAUGGAAGCGGCCGGUAUUGAGUGGAAUCCUUUUGUCUAUGAGAAGCGGUGA
Messenger RNA from Penicillium arizonense, 1188 nucleotides. RefSeq lists its product as uncharacterized. Gene Ontology annotation, molecular function: DNA-binding transcription factor activity, RNA polymerase II-specific. NCBI's taxonomy places the organism in Eukaryota, Fungi, Ascomycota, Eurotiomycetes, Eurotiales, Aspergillaceae. The transcript is spliced from 3 exons. The coding region runs from base 1 to 1188 and encodes 395 amino acids. The record is from RefSeq and is a predicted model, not a curated record. Gene Ontology annotation, biological process: regulation of transcription by RNA polymerase II.